Messenger RNA from Penicillium paradoxum, 1416 nucleotides. RefSeq names its product RasGEF domain-containing protein. Gene Ontology annotation, biological process: small GTPase-mediated signal transduction. The record is from RefSeq and is a predicted model, not a curated record. The transcript is spliced from 3 exons. NCBI's taxonomy places the organism in Eukaryota, Fungi, Ascomycota, Eurotiomycetes, Eurotiales, Aspergillaceae. The coding region runs from base 1 to 1416 and encodes 471 amino acids. Gene Ontology annotation, molecular function: guanyl-nucleotide exchange factor activity.
AUGCCUCCUCAAUCUAGCAACACGGCCUCACACCCGGGGCAUUCUUACCAGCAAAUCUUCCAUUCCAACAUGGAGAUUCCUGCCUUUUUCACGUCGUACCGCUGGUGGGAAGAUGAGGCAACAACCGUAUUUUGGGCCUUCGAGAUCCAAAAGAUCAGCCGGGUAAUUCAGUUCGGCCUCUUUCGUGACGAAAACUUUCCAAGGACCUCACUCCGCGCUCGAAAUGUCGACACUAUUGACACGUUUCUGGUCGCUCUCUCUGAGCCCCGUGAGCACCAGAUGCUUGGGGCCCUCUCUCAUAUGCAGAGAGUGGAGGAAAUCAUACGCCGGUCGAGUAUCCCCCCUUUCAAGGCGAUUUCCUGGAGUUGGCUCCCGCCACAAUCAAGCCAUACUUUAGAUGCACGAGCAAUCGCUACCGCCAUCGAGGCCGAGAGCCAUUUUCACUUUAGACAAAUUGCCUUCGAGGAGCUCGUACGCGCUGCUCUUGGAUACAAUGCUCUCUUUGUCGAGUGGUUCCUGCAACAACAUACAGCUCUUUAUAUCAUUCUUUCCGAUCAUCUGGCCGCCUUUCCGGAGGAUAUCCCACUCUAUAUAGAAGUGGAAAAGCAUCUUCGGUCGCGGAGCCCCUUUGCACACCGAGCACUGGUUCAGUGUCUUCGAGCUGUGCGACCUGGUGGGAACUCUGACAUGCCUCAACCCAAUACUCCUGGGUUUGGAUUCAUCGCAGGUCCCAUUCAAGCCCUGUUCAAAGAUCAGCAAGGGAGACUUACUGCCAUGUUGAAGGUGCUAAGCGUGUUGGCAAUCCGAUUUCGCAGACAGUACAUUCACGCUUCUACCAUGGAUUGGAAAACUCCAUUUGAUACAUCGAUCCCCUUCCUGGAGGACUGUCUCACCUCGACAUCGGCAACGGAUUUAGCCCGCAGUAUGAGUGGCCAAGACGAGCUCCAUUUCGCCGAAAUGACCCAGCAAGCCCUCGUCGAAGGGGAUGAUAUCGUGGGACAACUUCUGGAGAACUGGCGUUCGCUGAGUAUCUCCGUGUGGGAGUGCUGUGCCGCACUUCCAGAGCUGAUUCCAUAUCUACAAGAGUGUGCACAGGUUCUUUUCACAGGACGUAAUUAUCAUUCUCUCACGGGGAUUAUCGCCGGCCUUCACAGCUACACCAUUGCGGCGAUGCGUGCCGGCAACACAGAUACAGCCCAGGGAAAUACGAUUAAUCUCAAGGCUCUGAUUCCACAGGAAAUUGCCUUCCUCAUGAGCCCGACUCAGAACUAUGCCGCCUAUCGCCAGCACUACGAGAAAUUCCCCGGCAUUCCAUUCCUAAUCCCACAUAUUCGAGACCACAAACAAAACGGCGACGCUGUGCUUCAGCCGGUUUUCCAGUACCUGCAAAGUACGCAAUAUACACGCGAGAACUAG